Messenger RNA from Candida dubliniensis CD36, 702 nucleotides. RefSeq lists its product as uncharacterized. NCBI's taxonomy places the organism in Eukaryota, Fungi, Ascomycota, Pichiomycetes, Serinales, Debaryomycetaceae. The record is from RefSeq and is a predicted model, not a curated record. The transcript has a single exon. The coding region runs from base 1 to 702 and encodes 233 amino acids.
AUGAUACGAGGAAAUUGGAGUUUAGCAGAUGAAUUCAAAAAAAAUGAAAAGAAACAAAUAUCAAAAAUUCAACAACGUCAACGAGAUAAUCAUAAACUUGAAAAAUUGAAAACCAUAGAUCCAAUUCAUUUAUAUUAUAAAAUUGAACGACUUAAACAAACCUCCAAUAAAUCAGAAAAAGAUAUUUCAUAUUUAAAUAAAUUAAAUGAAGAUUGGGAUUUUAUAAUAAAUCAUAAUUUACAUUCUUCCAAAUUAAAACCAUUUUUAGAAAAUCAACAAAGAAAACAACAACAAAAACUAAAACAACAACGUAAAUUAUGGGGACAAAAAUCCAUUUAUUUUAAUCCUGAAUUGAAUCCAUUAGGUAAAGUUCCACAAGUAGGAAACCUCCCAUAUAAUUUGAAACAUCCUAUUGAAAAUUUGACAAUACCAUUAAAAGGUAAACGAAUAAACUAUUCACCAGAUCCAAUUAUUAAAGAAUCACAAAUAAAAUGUCCUCCUGGUAAUCCACCACGGUUUUAUAAAUUGAUUCAAAAUACAUCAAAGAAAAAUAAUCCCAAUCUGGAAUCAAAUAACAAUGAAAUACCCCUUGAAUCAAACAAUAUUGAUAUUGGUAAUAGUUCAGAAGAAAAUGAUUCACCCCAUGAAGACGACGAUGAAGAGGAAGACGGACCAAAUUUAAAAAGACAUAAAUAUAGUUGA